CGUCCCUUCCUGUUUUACUGGCGAUCAGAGAGAAACAUUGACGCCGUGAUAGAGACACGCAAGCUUCGAUAAUGUCUGGAACCGCUCGCUCCGUCCAAGACCAGGAUUUUUGUUUGCCUACGUGAAACCGGCAACCGGCAAUGUCGCCUUAUAACGCAUAUAUGACACUUGAGGAGUUAUAGUCUACAAAUAUAUUUUGUAUCGCGCUGCUGCUACCCUUGCUCCUUCUUCUGUCAAUGAUUGUCCUACCCAUAUAAGCCUACUCAUGGCGGAGACCAAAAUUAUAUACCAUAUCGACGAAGAAGAAACCCCUUAUUUAGUGAAACUGACGGUUUCUCCGGAAAAAGUCACGUUGGCGGAUUUUAAAAAUGUCCUUAAUAACCGUCCAGUCAACAGUUAUAAAUUCUUUUUCAAAUCUAUGGAUCAGGAUUUCGGAGUCGUCAAAGAAGAAAUCUCUGAUGAUAACUCCAAGCUGCCCUGCUUCAACGGCAGAGUGGUGUCCUGGUUGGUGUUGGCUGAAGGCACACACUCGGAUGGGGGAUCUCAGUGCACAGAGAGCCACAAAGAGCUACCACCACCCUUGGAGCGAACUGGAGGGAUUGGAGAUUCCAGACCCCCCUCUUUCCAUGCCAAUGCGGUGAGCAGUCGGGAUGGAUUGGACACAGAGACGGGCACAGAGUCUCUCCAGAGCCAGCGGAGAGAGCGGGAGAGGCAGAGAGCUCACAGGAGGCCACGAGAAAGUGAGUUCCCUCGCGUGAACGGUCACUCGAAAUCGGAGCGCGUGAAUCGUGACUCCGCUCUUGGCUAUGACAGCGCAUCAGUGAUAAGCAGCGAGCUGGAAUCCAGCUCAUUUAUCGACAGCGAGGAGGAUGAGGAUGCCAGCAGCCACAGACUUAGCAGUUCAACCGAGCAGAGCUCUUCAUCACACCUCAUGCGUAGACACAAACGCAGGCGACGGAGACAGAAAGUCACCAAAAUGGACAGGUCCUCAUCCUUCAGUAGUAUUACAGACUCCACAAUGAGCCUCAACAUUAUCACAGUCACUCUCAACAUGGAGAAGUACAACUUCCUGGGUAUCAGUAUAGUUGGUCAGAGUAAUGACAGAGGAGAUGGAGGCAUCUAUAUUGGCUCCAUCAUGAAAGGCGGAGCAGUGGCGGCGGAUGGCAGGAUUGAGCCUGGAGACAUGCUGUUACAGGUGAAUGAUGUGAACUUUGAGAACAUGAGCAAUGAUGAUGCUGUCAGGAUUCUACGGGAGAUCGUCUCCAAACCUGGGCCAAUAAGCCUAACAGUGGCGAAAUGUUGGGACCCUUCUCCUAGAAGCUACUUCACCAUCCCUAGAGCUGAGCCAGUAAGACCCAUUGACCCUGCAGCCUGGAUCACACACACUACAGCACUUUCUGGGCCGUACCCCCAUUAUGGUAUGAUCAAAGUCACAUUCACGUCCCACAAGAGACCAUCUGUUAGUAUAAUGGUAGAUGUAUCAUGUUCAACACCGUUAUUUCUUUCUUAUUUCACAGAGUUUGAUGACCUUCCCCUUUCUGUGCCAAAAACAGACAUGGCGACUAUAGUAAAAGUCAUGCAGCUACCAGAUUCAGGCCUGGAGAUCCGAGACCGAAUGUGGUUGAAGAUCACUAUAGCCAACGCUGUCAUCGGGGCUGAUGUUGUUGACUGGUUGUUCUCUCGGGUGGAGGGCUUCAAGGACCGCCGUGAUGCCAGAAAAUAUGCCAGCAGUUUGUUGAAACAUGGCUACCUGAGACACACAGUCAAUAAAAUCACCUUCUCGGAGCAGUGCUACUACACCUUUGGAGAUCUGUGUCAAAAUAUGGCUUCUCUCAAUCUGAACGAGGGAUCCAGUGGUGGUGGCUCUGAUCAGGAUGGGCUCCCUCCUCUUCCUCCACCAGGAACCAACCCCUGGCCCCUCGGCGGCCAGCCCUACCCUUACCCAGGUUACCCCACUCCUCCGCCAGGUUUUCCUCCUGGAUACUCGGACCCCUGCCACAGUUUCCACAGUGGUAGUGCAGGCAGCCAGCAGAGUGAAGGUAGCAGAAGCAGUGGCUCCAACCCCAGCGCUGGGAAAGGACGGAGACCCUCCCCUCGAGAGAAGGACCAUAAGGCGCCGUGCUGUGGGGGCAGCGAAUCCGAACUGGGCACGUGGGUCGGAAGGAGGGGUGAGAAGGCAUCCAGUCAGCUGAGUCAUCCAAGUCACAGCCACAGUCGCUCUGCUGUCAGUCAAGCCCACUCUGGGUACAGUCAUGGCCACUGUCACAGCAUCUCGCAGCAUAGCCACAACUUCACCUACACCCACGCCCCUUUCGUUCAGCCCAAUCAUCUGUCCUGUGCUCACAGUGAGAGAAGUCACGGCUCUUCCUACGGCCCGCCGGGUUUGCCCCCUCCGUACUGCCUUGCUCACCUCGCCCCCAAAGCGGCAGCAAGCAACAGCGCACCUGGGGCUCCACCCAUUCGGGAGUUAGGAAACGUCCCACCAGAACUCACGGCUAGUCGGCAGUCUUUUCAACACGCUAUGGGAAAUCCUUGUGAAUUUUUCGUUGAUAUUAUGUGACAGGAGAGUGCCUUUAACCCUUUCAGAGCACAAGGCCUAUAGUUCCCCCGAGUUUGUUUCAUGAAUUUUUGCUACUGACGAUCCCUGCACUGAGAAUGUACUAACUGAUAGCCCCGAUUUAAAUUACCCAAUAAUGAAAAUUGUCAUUUUUUU
Messenger RNA from Pimephales promelas (fathead minnow), 2713 nucleotides. RefSeq names its product dishevelled segment polarity protein 1a (gene dvl1a). Gene Ontology annotation, molecular function: frizzled binding. Gene Ontology annotation, cellular component: cytosol. Gene Ontology annotation, biological process: intracellular signal transduction; canonical Wnt signaling pathway. Lineage: Eukaryota; Metazoa; Chordata; Actinopteri; Cypriniformes; Leuciscidae. The record is from RefSeq and is a predicted model, not a curated record.